Molecule: messenger RNA, 1400 nt
Organism: Ceraceosorus guamensis
Lineage: Eukaryota; Fungi; Basidiomycota; Exobasidiomycetes; Ceraceosorales; Ceraceosoraceae
Product: putative ADE1-phosphoribosylamidoimidazole-succinocarboxamide synthase
Exons: 3
Coding region: 63-1085 (340 amino acids)
Biological process (GO): 'de novo' IMP biosynthetic process
Cellular component (GO): cytoplasm
Molecular function (GO): phosphoribosylaminoimidazolesuccinocarboxamide synthase activity
Source: RefSeq, a predicted model, not a curated record
CAGGACUGGCAUGCCAUGCGCCUGCACACUCCAUCCUCUUACUCCACCACACGCUGCACAAGAUGUCAUCAGCCGCUCCCGCAAGUCUGAUCAGCACCUCUUUACCUUUGCCCCUGCUCGCAAAAGGCAAAGUGCGAGAUUUGUACGAUGCUGGACCCGUCCUGUCUUCCGAAGUCGAUGCUGGAAGGUUGGGCGAAGAGUACAGAGAUGCCAUACUCUUCGUAGCAACGGAUCGCAUCAGCGCAUUCGAUGUGAUCCUGGAAAAUGGCAUCCCAUCCAAAGGCCCGCUACUGCACGCCCUCUCCACUUUUUGGUUCGACCUGCUCACACCUUCCAUCCUUCCAUCUCACGUUCUAUCGAAUUCCUUUCAUUCCUUUCCCGCCGCACUCCAAUCCGCGCUCUCCUCCGUAUCCUCUCAAGUAGCAAAUCGCAGCAUGCUGGUCAGACGAGCCAGAGUGUUGCCCAUCGAGGCGAUUGUGAGGGGAUACAUUACGGGCAGCGCGUGGAAGGAGUACAAGAAGAGCGGGACGGUGCACGGGAUCAAGGUGCAGGAAGGACUGGUGGAGAGCCAGGAGUUUCCCCAAGCCAUCUUCACACCCAGCACCAAAGCUGAGCAGGGAUCGCACGAUGAAAAUAUUCAUCCCGACAAAGUCGCGGAUCUGAUAGGUGCACACCUAGCCAAGGAGGUCGAAAGCGCAGCGUUGUCGCUUUUCAAACAAGCCUCAGCACACGCCAAAUCACGCGGCAUCAUUUUGGCCGACACAAAAUUUGAAUUCGGUCUGAUCUCUAGCACCUCUCCUUCGACUGGUCAGGCGACCCAACAGCUGAUCUUGGUGGAUGAGGUCUUGACUCCAGACUCUUCGCGGUUCUGGUCGGCGAAGGAAUAUCAAGUGGGCAAACCUCAGCAGAGCUUUGAUAAACAAUUUGUCAGGGAUUGGUUGAUCGAAGAGGGAUUGGAUGGCAAAGAAAAGGGAAAGGAUGGGCAGAGUGUAAGAUUGCCUGAUAGGGUAGCGUUGGAUACCAGGGACAAAUACCAGGAGGCGUACGAGAGGAUCACGGGCAGAACGUGGCAAGGUUUGCAUUGAGCGGGAAACUCCUUUCGAAUGAAUGCUGCAGUCUGGUCGCUCCACCACUGGGCUGAGUGUGAUGGCGAUCGUGUGUGCGCACGCGCAGCCGUCGGACAGCAGCAAGCCAAGUGAAGAUUUCGCACAGGACAGACACAGACAAUGCGCUGCUUCAAAGCCUCAAAAGGUGUUUGAACAAUUCAUUUCAGCAGAGCGCUUCUACCUCUUGCUCUUCUUGUGCCCUGCGCUUUCCGACGCAUCUUUUCUCUUCUCCGAAGUCACGCCUUGUCCCUUUUCCAACUUGCGAGAAGCUUCAUCAGCGGCUUUCAGCACUCU